AUGGCUUAUUCUCGGACGGCCGUCGUGUUCGUGCUGCUGCUGCAUGCGGCGUGCCUCUCAUCGCCUCAUCGCCUCGUGGCGGGCCACGUGUGGCCUUCCAGUGAAGCCUCCCGCCGCGAGAUGGCCGUCAAGGCGCCUGGUGAGCGUUCUGGUCCAGUCUCGUCUGAGCGUUCUAGUCAGUCGUAUGAGCGUUCUAAUCAGUCGUCUGAGCAUUCUAAUCUGUCGUCUGAGCGUUCUAAUCAGUCGUCUGAGCGUUCUAAUCAGUCGUCUGAGUGUUUUAAUCAGUCUGACGUUGUCUGCCCGACGGGAGCCUUCUGCGUGGUGGACAGCGCCGGCUUCCCCUUCUGCAAGUGCCUCCCCGGGCAGGGCAUAGUCAACGACGCGUGCUUGGAUGCCAUGAGCUGGAAGACGGUCGGCACGAGCGUGGUGCUCUACAACGCGCCCUCCUUCGCCAACUCGCCCGCCACCCUCGCGCCUGCCGUGCUGCGCGCGCCAGCACCCAACUCAUCAGCCUGUACUGUUGUCCCGAAGGGGUUCAACGGCACGGUGGGGUCGCUGCGCAUCAUGUGGAACGUGAAUGACGGCGCGAGUGACCACCUGGUGUGCGGCAAGGUGGUGUUCUGGGACAAGAAUGACUGCUCUGGCUCUUCGUUUGUGUACGAGAUUCCCGGCAAGUGGACUGCCGCCAAGGCCGACAACUUCAAAUACGCCACCACCAGCGUCAAGAAGGCAGCGGGCGUGGUGGCUGCGGGCAGGUCGUUCUCGUGCCUGGCGGCCGUGAAGCCGCCCGUCACGGACCUCUGUGCCACGGCGGCAUGCCCGCCCAACUCCAAGUGCAUCCUCACCAACAGCUCCUUCGCGCAGUGCGUGUGUGAUCCUGGACUGACCUUGCCUGAAUCUUCUCCUCUCCACCACUCCCCUGCGUCCAACAAUCCAAUCUCCUUGCCUUUCCCGCCAGGAGUCGUGCCUGACGUGGCAGACAUCGCCAUCAGCAUCUACAGCACCACCAGCUUCGGCACACAGAGUGGUCCGCCGUACGUCUUCCGCCUGAAGCCCAACAAGUGUGUCACCAUCCCUGCCGCCGUGGUUGCCAGCAGCAAGUCGGUGGGCAUUCUGUUCCUCUAUCUCUAUCCCUCUCCUCUUUCCUCCCUCUCCUCCUCCCUCUCCUCCCUCUCCUCCCUCUCCUCCCUCUCCUCCCUCUCCUCCCUCUCCUCCCUCUCCUCCCGCUCUCCCCUCUCCUCCCUCUCCUCCCUCUCCUCCCUCUCUGUCAAAUGUUAUAGCCUCUAG
Messenger RNA from Closterium sp. Yama58-4, 1287 nucleotides. The record is from the annotation of a GenBank genome assembly. NCBI's taxonomy places the organism in Eukaryota, Viridiplantae, Streptophyta, Zygnematophyceae, Desmidiales, Closteriaceae.